AAAAUGACCUCUGAGGAAAUGGCAGCUUCUGUACUUGUGUCUGUGGCACAGGGUAAAGUGAUACCUGCUCAGUCAGCUGGAGAUGGAAAUAGUGAAAAUGCUUUGGACACCAAUGUUAUAAAAAGACAUAUUGCUAAUCAAGGAAGGCAGACUACACAUACUUUCUCAUACUUACACAGACUUAAAGAAGAACAUCUUCAGGGCUCGCUGCCCAAAAUUUUCUCUUUGGCAAAUGGAGAAGAAAUUACUGAUAACAGGAAUAAUGAAAACUUCUGGGAGAAAAACACAUGCAUCCCUGGUUCAGUGGAGUUUCUGAACAUGAAUUGCAACAUUAUAAAGAAAAAAUGCAAGAGCAGUGUUCCGCAUAACCAGUUACAUAAAUCAUGUGAUUCUUUAGCAGAAGAACACACAUGCUUGGAAACUGGAAUUUCUACUUCACAGGAAAGGACCAUGUUUGCUGAAAUUCAGUUGAAGAUGGAUGGACCUUCAGUAGAGAUGAAGUCAUUAAGAAACCAGUCAGCGGUAAAUAAAAGUGGCACCGAUGAUGCUGAUAAUGUAGCAGUGUUUCACUUUCGCUAUGCUAGUGAAAGAAAUAUAUCAAAAGCUUUGUGCACACUACACAACAGCUUCAUUUUGGGUGACUGUUUACAGCAUGUAAAUGUUGGUAAUGAACACACCAGCGAUUCAACAGCCUGCACUUGUAAAUUAAUGGAAUUGACAAAUAAUUGUGACAAUAAAUAUGGACAACAGUUGUGUGAUAACUGUGACACUUUAAGGGACAAGUAUUUAUGUGUCGAAAGAGCAGCACGAAAGGUUAAAGUGGCAUGCUCAAGUCACAGCUUCUAUGGUGGUAAUUUUACUGGAAAAAUGUCCUCAAAGCCCUUUCUGAGCCAUUUUGAAGAUUGCAGUGAUAACUGUGAAGAAGGGAUGGAGGAGGAGUUUUAUAGAAACAAAAAGGAACGUUCCACUUUACUAAUCAGACGUUUUUGUAAAAAUGAUAAGGAGGUUAAAAAAUCAGUUUAUACUGGAACCAGGGCAAUUGUUAGGACUUUACCUUCAGGUCAUAUUGGAGAUGUUGCUUGGGAUUAUGUGGAGCAGAGGAGAAACAAGAGUCUGCUUCCCAGAGGUAGAGGUUUGGAGGAAAGGCCAGUAGUUAGCAGCCGACAGCAGCAGGCCCAAUGCCUCUGGCGUUACCAAUGGCGGCGGAUCUACAAUGCAGUGAAGGAGGAAGAGGCGGCGGAAGAUACUUUUGAAUAUUGUCUCCAUCCUCUGAGAGAGCUUCCGACGCUAAAUGCAGAUCGCAGAUGCAAAAAUGUCUCUUUUGUAAAACCAUGUGUAGAAAGUGCUUGCUCUGAAUACCGUGCCACUUUACAAAGGACGUCACUCUCUAACUUUAUCACUGGUGCUCUGCUAGAAGCAACUACAUCACUGGGAGCAAGAAGUGGUCUUCUAAACAUCUUUGGAGGGUCAACUGGAAGAACGAUGCUGAAAGAACGUCAACCGUGCACAUCUAUGGCUGGUUCAAAUGUGCUCCCCUCCAGUGUAGCUGGUAUCAGUAAAGAGCUAGUAGAACUUCAGCACCUCAUUCAGUUCCCAGAGGAGGUUGCUAGUAUUCUGACUGAACAGGAACAGGAUCUCUACCGAAAGAUCUUGCCCAUUGACUACCUCUGCUUCUUAACCAGGGAUUUGGGUAAUGCUGAAUGUCAGAGCAAACUUCCAUGCAUUAAAGCUUCCAUAUCUGCGACUAUUCUUUCCUCCCAAAAUGGUGAACACAAUGUUAUUGAAGAUCUCGUGACAAGAUUUAAUGAGGUGAGCUCUUGGGUUACAUGGUUGAUCCUUACUGCCGGUUCUAUGGAGGAGAAACGAGAAGUCUUCUCAUAUUUAGUACAUGUGGCAAAAUGCUGCUGGAACAUGGGAAACUACAAUGCUGUAAUGGAAUUCUUGGCAGGGCUUAGGUCUAGAAAAGUUUUAAAAAUGUGGCAGUUCAUGGAUCAAUCUGAUAUUGAAACCAUGCGAAGUCUGAAGGAUGCUAUGGCACAACAUGAAUCAUCCUCUGAAUAUCGGAAAGUGGUAAAUCGUGCUCUGAAUAUUCCAGGCUGUAAAGUAGUUCCUUUCUGUGGUGUAUUUUUAAAGGAGCUUUGUGAAGUUCUAGAUGGAGCAGCAAGCCUCAUCAGACUUUGCCCACAGUAUAAUUCCCAGGAUGAAACAUUAGAGUUUGUUUCAGAUUACAAUGGGCAAGAUAAUUUCUUGCAACGAGUAGGCCAAGAUGGUUUAAAUAAUACGGAAAAAGAAUCAACAGCAAACAGUAUCUUUCAAACCAUUCGGAGUUGUAACCGCAGUUUGGAAUCUGAAGAAGUUGAAGACAAUUUUAGUGAAGGAGGCAAUUCAAGAAAAAACUCUUUGAAGGAUAGAAACCGAUACCAGUUUAUAAUUGGAGAUCUCUCAGAUUCAGAAAGUGACAUAUCUGAGCAGUCAAAAGAGUGGGACACAAAUACAACUGAAGAGCAGCAAAAGGCAUACAGUCAUGGAAUAGAACUCAUUCCCUGGUAUGUGUUAUCAAUCAGAGCUGAUGUCCAUCAGUUCAUGCUACAAGGGGCAACUGUCAUACAUUAUGACCAGGAGAUGCAUCUCUCAGCACGCUGUUUUCUUCAGCUUCAACCUGACAAUAGUACUUUGACAUGGAUAAAACCCACCACAGCUUGCCCUGCAAAUACUAAAGUAAAACUGGGUGUGCUAGGUAGCACUGCUGAGCUUGGUAAAUUUCAGUUUCUUGGCAGUACUGGAUUGAAUGGACUGGUGGACGGUUUCUUGGAUUUGUUUUCAGCAAAGGCUGUGUACAUGGGGCACCCUGGCAUUGAUAUGCACACUGUGUGUGUUCAAAAUAAACUUUGUAGUAUGUCCCUUGAAGAGAAUGGAGUAACACUACUAUAUGGACUUCAAACUACUGAUAAUAAGUUGCUGCACUUUGUGGCUCCAAAAUAUACUGCCAAAAUGCUGUAUGAUGGAUUGCUGGAAUUAACAAAAGCUGUAAGAAAAAUGAGGAAAUUUCCUGAUCAGAGAUUGCAGUGGCUACGGAAACAGUAUGUCUGCCUUUAUCAGGAGGAUGGCAGGUUUGAAGGCCCAACUUUGGCUCAGGCUGUUGAACUGUUUGGAGGCAGACGCUGGAGUGCAAGGAACACAAGCACAGGGGCCCUGACCAGAAGCACUGAGAAACCCAGUGUGCAGAGAAACAACACUCUGGGAAUAAGCACAGCCAAGAAAAAGAAGAAAGUACUCAUGAGGGGUGAAAGUGGAGAUGCUACUGAUGAUGAGAUGGCAACUCGUAAGACAAAAAGUUAUAAAGAAUAUCGUAAUAGAAGUGGUUCUGAUCCUCAAGACAUUGAUGAACAAGAAGAAUCAGAUCAGAAUAUUGUGAUCAACGCCUCUGCCUCUAACACUCUGCCAUCUAGAAGAGCUCAUUCUCUGACUGCAUCUGGAUCUCCUAGCUUAGCACCUGGGGCAUCUGCACCAAUCAGACCAGUCUCCUCUCCUGUAAUGUCAUCUUCAAGCAAGAGUCAGGCUAGUACUUGGAGCAGCAGUAGCUGGCAUGGCCGAGUCAAAGGAGGAUUGAAGGGGUUUCAGACCUUUAUGGUUUCCGAUAGUAAUAUGAGUUUUGUUGAGUUUGUAGAGCUCUUCAAGUCUUUCAGUGUUCGAAGCCGCAAGGAUCUUAAAGACCUCUUUGAUGUCUAUGCUGUACCCUGCAAUCGAUCAGGUUCUGAUUCUACUCCACUUUAUACUAAUCUGAAAAUUGAUGAGAACACCAGUGGACUCCAACCUGAUUUAGAUUUAUUGACCAGGAAUGUAUCAGAUCUGGGUUUGUUCAUUAAUAGUAGACAGCAACUAUCAGAAAACCAGAGACAGAUAUCUGAUGCCAUUGCUGCUGCUAGCAUUGUAACUAAUGGUACUGGAGUAGAAAGCACAUCACUGGGAAUAUUUGGAGUGGGCAUCCAGCAACUCAAUGACUUCUUAGUGAAUUGCCAAGGUGAACACUUCACCUACGAUGAAAUCCUCAGUAUUAUCCAGAAAUUUGAACCCAGCGUCCAUAUGUGCCAGCAGGGGCUACUGUCAUUUGAAGGAUUUGCAAGGUUUUUGAUGGACAAAGACAAUUUUGCCUCAAAAAAUGAUGAGUCACAAGAGAAUAUUGAAGAGUUACAACUACCGCUGUCAUAUUAUUACAUUGAGUCUUCACACAAUACAUACCUCACAGGCCAUCAGCUUAAAGGAGAAUCAUCAGUAGAACUUUACAGCCAGGUUCUCUUACAAGGCUGUAGGAGUGUGGAAUUAGACUGCUGGGAUGGUGAUGAUGGGAUGCCUAUCAUUUAUCAUGGACAUACACUCACUACUAAGAUCCCUUUUAAGGAUGUAGUUGAAGCUAUUGAUCGCAGUGCCUUUAUCACCUCUGAUAUGCCAAUCAUCAUAUCUAUAGAGAACCACUGUUCAUUGCCUCAGCAACGCAAGAUGGCUGAAAUUUUUAAGAAUGUAUUUGGAGAUAAGCUGGUAACUAAGUUUUUAUUUGAGAGUGACUUCUCUGAUGAUCCAAUGCUCCCUUCACCGGACCAACUGAGAAGAAAAGUGCUGCUGAAAAACAAAAAACUCAAAGCCCAUCAAACUCCAGUGGAUAUUUUAAAACAAAAGGCUCACCAACUGGCAUACAUGCAAGCCCAGGCCAGUAAUGGUGGCAAUGCUGGUAACCCCACCACUAAUAAUGAAGAGGAGGAGGAUGAAGAGGAUGAAUAUGACUAUGACUAUGAAUCUCUCUCUGAUGAUAACAUUCUGGAAGACCGACCUGAGACUAAAUCAUCCAGUGAUAAACUGCAAUUUGAAUAUAAUGAAGAAACUGCCAAGAGAAUAAAGAAGACUGAUUGCAUUACUUAUAACAAUAAAGGAAAGGUUUAUGACAUGGAACUGGGUGAAGAAUUUUAUCUUCCACAAAAUAAGAAGGAAAGUAGACAGAUAGCACCAGAGCUCUCAGAUCUUGUCAUCUAUUGCCAAGCUGUGAAAUUCCCUGGCCUGUCAACGCUAAACCCAUCUGGCUCUAGCAGAGGAAAGGAAAGAAAAAGCAGGAAGUCCAUUUUUGGCAACAAUCCGGGCAGACUAAGCCCUGGGGAGCCAGCAACACUUGCCAAAGCAUCUGGAAAAGGUCCUUUGGAGGGUGCCCGGCAAACCUGGGAAGAACUUUGUUCUCCUCCUUUCAACCCUACAACUUCUCUCAGUGCUAUCAUAAGGACACCUAAAUGUUAUCAUAUCUCUUCACUGAAUGAGAAUGCUGCCAAACGUCUGUGCAGACGGUAUUCUCAGAAACUGAUUGAGCAUACCACCUGUCAGCUAUUGAGAACAUAUCCUGCUGCCACACGCAUUGACUCUUCAAACCCCCAUCCCCUUAUAUUCUGGCUCCAUGGAAUACAGCUUGUGGCAGUUAACUAUCAAACUGAUGAUCUCCCUCUGCAUCUUAAUGCAGCGAUGUUUGAGGCGAAUGGUGGCUGUGGGUGUGUUUUGAAACCCCCUGUUCUGUGGGACAAGAACUGUCCAAUGUACCAGCAAUUUUCUCCAUUAGACCGAGAUCUGUAUAAUAUAGAGCCAGCUAUAUAUUCUUUAACAAUUGUGUCUGGACAAAAUGUUUGUCCUAGCAACAGCACAGGAAGUCCAUGCAUUGAAGUUGAUGUACUUGGCAUGUCUUUGGAUAGCUGCCAUUUCCGCACAAAACCCAUUCAUCGCAAUACUCUCAACCCCAUGUGGAAUGAACAGUUUCUCUACCGGGUUCACUUUGAGGAUCUGGUCUUUCUUAGAUUUGCAGUUGUUGAAAACAACAGCUCAGCUAUAACCGCUCAAAGAAUCAUUCCACUAAAGGCUCUAAAAAGAGGGUAUAGACAUCUCCAGCUACGAAACCAACAUAAUGAAGCCUUAGAAAUCUCAAGCUUAUUCAUAAACAGUCGGAGGAUGGAAGAAAAUCCCUCUGGGAACGUUGUGCCUACUUCUUUGUUGUUUAGCACAGAAGAGAAGAGAACUUCAACAUUGUACAAGGUCACAAUACAUGGAAUUCCAGGCCCUGAACCCUUUACUGUUUUUACUAUAAGUGAAGGGACUACAGCAGCACAGCUUCUUCAUCAAAUUUUGGCUACCACAAAAAGCACUGAAUCACGUGCUCCAGAUUAUUUUCUGAUGGAGGAAAAAUGUUUUAUAUCUAAAGAAAAGACUGAGUGCAGGAAACCACCAUUCCAGAGAGUGAUUGGCCCUGAGGAAGGGCUAGUACAGCUUUUGAACAGCUGGUUCCCAGAAGAAGGAUAUGUUGGAAGGAUUAUCUUUAAAACCCAAGAGGAAAAUUUGAAUGGGAGAAACAUUUUUCAAGAAGAGAAAGAAGAUGCAAACAUUAGCUCUGAAGACGAUAGUUUCUUUGUUCAAGUGCAUGAUGUUUCCCCAGAGCAGCCUCGCACUGUCAUCAAAGCUCCCCGCUUUAGCACAGCACAGGAUGUAAUACAACAGACUCUUUGCAAAGCCAAGUAUUCCUACAGCAUUCUGAGUAAUCCCAACCCAAAUGACUAUGUCCUCUUGGAGGAGGUGACGAAAGAGCUAGCAAACAAAAAGUCAACAUCUAAGCCAUCACAGAGAAUUCUCUCUGACCAAGAGUGUGUGUUUCAGGCACAGAGCAAGUGGAAGGGAGCAGGGAAGUUUAUCCUUAAACUUAAAGAACAGGUUCACGCAGCACGAGAUGAUAAAAGAAAAGGCAUUUCAUUUGCCAGUGAACUUAAGAAAUUAACCAAGUCAAGUAAACAGUAUCGUGGCUUCACAUCAUCACCUUUGCAGAGCUCACCAGACAAUACCCAGACUAAAGAUGAAAAAUCUGCAGGCAGUUUGACAUUUAGUGACAAUAUGGAAUAACAUCCAUAAAUGCCAGCAGUAUGUUCUAUGCAGGUGACUUUAAAGGCCCUAAAAUGGCAAAGGCAAAAAGCCCUUCUGAGGCUGACAAAAACAGAGGGAGAUAGAGGAAAUAUGACAAUCUUUCUCCACAUAGCCUUGCAUUUACUUGAUAACUGGAACCAACAUCACGGAUUCCUGAUUUAAGAUAUCUUUCUGCAUUCUCCAUGAAGGAAACUGCUGAGGCCUAAACUAUUCAGCACUAGCUUGGCCUAUUCCACACUGUGCUUCUUGGUGACAGAUACAGAUCUAGUAAUGCUGAGUGGGAUAUUACAGUUUCUAAUGUUUGGAAAGAUGCUUGCCAGCAUUUGAAAGAGAGAUUCCUUUCUUCCCAAAUAUCUUCAU
Molecule: messenger RNA, 7296 nt
Organism: Terrapene triunguis (Three-toed box turtle)
Lineage: Eukaryota; Metazoa; Chordata; Testudines; Emydidae
Gene: PLCE1
Product: phospholipase C epsilon 1
Exons: 37
Coding region: 4-6915 (2303 amino acids)
Biological process (GO): small GTPase-mediated signal transduction; lipid metabolic process; phosphatidylinositol-mediated signaling
Molecular function (GO): phosphatidylinositol-4,5-bisphosphate phospholipase C activity; guanyl-nucleotide exchange factor activity
Source: RefSeq, a predicted model, not a curated record